This is a messenger RNA of Aspergillus viridinutans, 615 nucleotides long. RefSeq names its product glutathione S-transferase. The record is from RefSeq and is a predicted model, not a curated record. Gene Ontology annotation, biological process: glutathione metabolic process. NCBI's taxonomy places the organism in Eukaryota, Fungi, Ascomycota, Eurotiomycetes, Eurotiales, Aspergillaceae. Gene Ontology annotation, molecular function: glutathione transferase activity. The coding region runs from base 1 to 615 and encodes 204 amino acids. The transcript has 4 exons.
AUGCCGUUUCCUACCACAAAACCCACCCUUCACUACUUGGACAUCGGUUCCCUUGGCCGUGGGGAAGUUAUCCGGCUGUUUUUGAGAGACGCCGGGGUCGAUUUCGAGGAUGUUCGGUACGCUUAUGAUGAUUCCUGGCCAGCAACCAGCGCCGAACUCAAAGAAAAGGGACUGUCAGUCACUGGCAAAGUACCUGUGCUUGAGUAUGAGGGAAAGGUCCUAAGACAGCAUCUUCCAAUUCUUCGAUACCUAGCCAGGGAGCUCGGCUCAUAUGAUGGCAAUACUAGCAUUGAAAAGUAUCUCGUUGAUGCUAUUGCCGACAUGUACAAUGACUGGAGAUUCCAGUGGGUAAAGAACAAAAAAGGCGUGACUGACGAGUAUAAGGCGUUUGUCCCUAGCUAUUACAAGGCACUGGACAAAUUCUACGCGGAGAAUAGUGGUCCUUUCCUUCUAGGGGAGAGGAUCACUUAUGCGGACUUUGCCGUCUAUCAGUCCAUCGACAACGACUCGCAGAUUGGAGCUUUACCAGAUGCUCUACCAGAACGUCUCACCGAGUUCAAAACAGCAUUCGAAGGUCGGCCCCAAAUUGCUGCGUAUCUUGCGAGUCGUCAUUAA